GAUUUGGUCCGAAACAGCGGCUGGUCCUAUUAUCCGGUGGUCCAAUUAACCUGAUUCGUCCAAUAACCACUUCAAGAAAGGCAGUGACAGAGAAACCAUUUACAAAAGAGGAGGAAAUACUUGCAAACAUUGACAAGAGCUAUUCAAAAGAAGAAAAGACAUUUUCCAAGAAUAUAGCUGUCAUUACAGAAGAAAGCAGUAAGUCUCAGUUUUUCAAGGAAAAUAAGGAAAUUAAUGAAGACAAGGAAUUGCCAAGAAAAGAAAAGUCACCGCCCAAAGAAAAUAAUUGUGUGUCUGAAAAUACAGAAUCUGUGAGUGUAGAAAAUGAAUCUAAAGAAGCAUUAGAUCUUAAAGAAGACAGUAAUGCUGAAGAUACUCAUAUCGAAGCCAAAGGAGAGGUUCAACCUGAAAGAACUGAAACUUUCUCUAAAGUUAAUGAAUUACAUACAACUGAGGGUAAAACAUCUGAAGAUGAAAAGUCAAAACCAUUCAGUGAUAAAGUAGUAGAAGAGAAUGAAUCUACACUUGGUCAUGACUCAUUUUCAAAGGAGAAAAAAGCUGAAGUUGAUGACUCUGCAUCAGAAAACAGCAAGAAUGAGCUACAAAUUUCACAAGAUAGUGCAGAAAUUAAACGAACAGAAAAUACUGCUGCGUCGAAUUUUGACGACGCAGUAGAUACUCUUCCUUCUAAAGAUACUUCUAAUGAAGUUGAAGAUGAUAAAUUACAGACUGGGGCUGAUUGGGUGGAUGAACUUCCUACACCUACCAAAGGUAGGAAGAGAGGGCAGACAACACCAAAACAGCCUCGUCGUGAGAAGCAGCCCAAAAAGCCCAGACAGGCUUCAGACACUCCGCCAAAAACAAAAGGUCGUAAAAAAGCUGAAAAAUUUGAAUUUGAUGAUGGAGAAGAAGGUAAUUCUCAACGAAGAGUAGCAGGUCGUACUUCAUCAAGAACCAACAGACAAACACGGCAAGGAUUAUCACUUGAGGACUUCAUUGUUAGUGAUGAUGAUGAAUGGCAGAGUGAUCGAUCCGAACCAAAACAGAGGCGCAAAAGAGGUUCCAAAAGAGGUGAUGAUUCUGGAAGUGAUUGGGAAGUGGAACACAAAAAGUCAAAGAAAACUACUCAUAAGGUUGGGUCUGGUAGUGAAUCUGGUAGUGAUUGGGGAAGCCAGAAAAAGAAAAAGGGCCCAAAAGGAAAGAGAAGAAAAAAUAAAAGGGCAAGUGAAGCAGGCUCAGAAGAAGAAGCAGAUCAAUCCAGUUCUCAAGUAGUCAAACUUGAUAAACCAAGAAUUCCUUGCACAUAUGGUAAAAAAUGUUAUAGGCGGCAUCCAAACCACUUGGAUCAGUUUAGUCAUCCUGGUGAUUCUGAUUAUGCUUCUGAACCUGAAAGCAGUCAAAGCAGUCAAAAAAAUGAUAAAAAUGAUGCAAUAAGUGAGAGUGAGGGUGAGAGUACUAAAAAAGAAUGCCCUUAUGGGGCAAAUUGUUUUAGGAAAAAUCCCCAGCAUAAGAAAGAUUUUAAGCAUACAAAAAAAGUCCGCCCACAACGAGAAGCCGCUAAGCAGGCUGAUAAGAAAACAAAAAGUUCCAGAAAUAGUGAUGACGUUGACAGCUAUGACUUAAACGAUAGUUUCCUGAAUGAUGAUUCUGCGGAUGAGUAUAAACCUGUGGACUCUGGUUCUGACUAUGAAAGUGGUGAAAAAAUGAAAAGGUUUGCAAAGGGAAAAGCAGCCAAGAACAAAAAAGGGAAAAAAGUUUGAGUGAUUGCUGUUGAUGUUAUUUGACUCAUGAAGUUCAAAACAGUGUGGUGUAUCAAAAAAUCAUUAUCAUCUACAUCUUCUGACCAUACAAAUUUGCAUCUAUACACAAUAAAAAGUCAGAUAAUUCCACUGGAACAACUAUAUGUGUUGAUUCAUUCAAGUUCAUCAUUUUAUGUCAUACCGUCAUUGGCUUCUCUUGAAGCUGUAUUGCAUCAUAUGCUUUAUUAAAGUGAUAUGCAUGUUAUCAUAAAUCAGAUAGUUUAUCUAUACUUGUGUGGAAGAAAGCUGAAUUCAUGAUGGAACUAUGCAAGGAAGGUUAUCUAUGCAAAGUUUGUAAAAAAAAAAAAAAAUGAAAAAUACCCAUUUAUUUAGUUGUUUUGUUAUAUUCAAAUAGUCCUAAAAUUUUAUUGAAUGGACAGAAGUAAUGAAUAAUGAAUUGGCCUAGUCAUUUUAGUUUUUCAUCCUGUGUUAAUCUUGAGGUAUGUUGUUCCUUAAAAAUUAAACUAUUUCGUUAUUCUUCCCAGUGUUUAUACAUGCCCUAUUGGUGUUUGAUCUACCCACAAAAUGAAAUAUUUUGUUAAAAAAUUACUUGAAAUUGGUUUAAUUUUUUUUUUUUUUUUUUUUUUUUUUUUUUUUUUUUACAUUUAUAGUUUCAGAAAUUUACAGUUUGAAUUGUUUAAAAAAAUUAUAGUUGAUUUUAAUAAUUGUGUUGAGGUAAAGUGAGUUUUGUUAUUUGUAAAUAUAUAAUGUGAGAUGUAUAAACUAAAUAUUGUACAACAUUGAUAGCCAUGUUUGAAAGUGCUUAAUGUCUUAAUUAAUGAUGCAAAUAUUUAUUUUUGUAUCAUAUGCUCAUUUUCAUUGUGUUAUAAAAAUAUAGCAUAAAAUGCUCAUAUUUUUACAUUGUAAAAUGUAGAAUCUCCUUGCUAUUAUUUUGAUGGCAGGUAAUUAUUUUACUCAUCGAACUAUGUGGAGUGUUUUCCUGUUCAGCAGCAGUGUUAUAGUACAAAAUGUAAAAUAAAGGUACUGUCUUCUAUUUGAAGAAAAAAAUGUUGCCUUAAAUAUUUGUUGAAAUUAACAGGGAUGUAACAUACUGGUUAAUUGAUUAAUUUGGUUAUUAAAUAUGUUUGAAUUUUGUAAGUUUCUCUGCCUAAAUGCAUAAUUUUUAUUUUCCUAAAUAGUAUCAGCUCUUCAUUUUUAUGAAAAUAAUUUUAACUGUUUUUAGUUAUAUUAUUUAUCACUGCAAAGUAUUUUAGAACUCUCACCCUUGGGUUACAUGCCAUUAUUGAGAACUUUCUAAAGGAAAAAGUGUGUGUAUUCAUGUUGCAUGGAAAAAAUUUCUUACAGCCAGCUUGUUCAUUAUCAAGAACAAAACCUGACAUACAUUACCAAGUUCUGGUCUUAUCCACUUAGUCAUGGAUGAGCCCUAUUUUUUGUGAUAACAAAUUAGUGAAAUUUUUCAGAUUCUUCAAUGAAUUUAAGUUUGGCACUGCUCUGAUAUUGUGUGUGUCAUAUUAAUUUGAGAUUAACUUUUUUUCCAUAAUUUACAUUUUGAAAAUUUUGUUUUAACGAAUUUAGCUGUUCAAGGCAUCCUAAAAUAAAAUGUAGUUAAAGGCUUAGUCUUGUUCACUAAACUCAUUAUUUAAUGAAGCAACAUUUUUCUCUUUUGCUUUGUCAUUGAAGCAGCUUUCAUAUAUAUAAUUAUAAAAGAAGUCGUAUUAUGGUUUAUUAUAUAGAGACAGUACAUUUCUAAUAGAAAAUGGUGUUGGUUUAAAACCAAUUUACUCCUGUAAAUAGGCAGAUUUUAUCAUUAAGCUUGCAAUUAUUUGUUACUGAUAGAUAUUUGAAAAAGGUUUCUUUUUGCUCCUGUAUUGUUUACUUCAUAAUCAAAGUUCAACAUGUAUGUGUGUGAAUGUGUGACUCUUAGAUGGCAAAUUUGUUUAAUCUUGCAAUGUCUCUUUGAUGCAGCUUUCUUCCAUACUUGAAGAUCAUCAUUUCAUAUCCAUAGUUUUAGAAUACAUCAUAUUAGAAUCGACACUUCAUGUGCAUGUUUUGUGUAUUGUCAGUUAGUUGUGUUGUGUAGAUACUGUUAGAUGUCUCUCCAAGUUUUUAGAAUGGUUUUUUGCAUAAAUACUUUUCAGCAGUUGGGAGGGGGCCGAAAAUGAGCUCUCUAGAUUUUUAGCCUAUAUAUUAAUAUAUGUUUGAACAAGCUGUGUUGCUUUCCUUAUUAAGAAAUGUAUCACAUUUAUUUUAAAUAUUUGUGUUGAUAAUUAAGGAAACUGUAAUAUGUGAUAAGCAUUUUCAUACAAAUUAGAAAAAAAUUAAAGCAAAAUAUAUAUCAUUUUAUAUUAUUGUUUUGUGAAUAUUUAGAAAUUGAAUAAACUGUGCUUCAAAUAAGGACAUUAAUUUCUGUAUUCUUUGAAGUACAGAUUAUGCACUUAAUAGUUAUUGCAAUUUUUAUGUGAUCUUUUAAUAUUAUCACAUAGUAUUAACUCAUUGACUGCCAUGCGUAUUUUACGUGGUUUGCCCAUGGCGCCAACAUGAAUUUUUUAUUAUGCAAUGUAUGUUAUGUUGAAAUAUUAUCUACAGAAGAUAAGUUGAAUUAUAUAAUUGUGUUUAUUGCAUUUUUCGUGGUGGGGUCACCUGUGACCCGAGGCACUGUAGACCAUUUUUUUCGAUUUAUUAUUCUUCAAACCAUUAUAGUAACAAUCGUAUUAUUUAAAAAAAAUUAUCAGUAUCGAUAUUUACUCUAAUCAUGUAUUUUUACUAUUGGUUGCGUCACCGGUGCCCCCUUGGUGCUGUAGCCAAGUUGAGUGCUGGCUACCAGUGCCCCCCCCCACAGCAGUCAAUGUGUUAAAAGAUUUUAUCAGUUUUUGUUUUUCAAGCCUUGAUAUUUCUAUUUUAUGUCUAUGAAUUCAACUAUGGAUUUGUUGCUGUUGCACCUUCCAACAGACAUGAAAUGGAAAAACUUGCACUGUUAAAUUUUUUUAGAGUAAUUGAUAUUUAUGCCUUAAAUUAAUGUUUUCUUUUUUAAAAUUAAUGUUUAAACAGACUUUAUUGUGUCUUUUUGUUUAAUAGUAGAAUAUAUUUCAGCACAUCUCAUAGUUUUUCAGUAUUCAUCUGUGUAAAAGAAAAUAAUUUUGAAAAAUAUUGAUUUAAUAUAUUUUUAAUUAUUAAAUUAUUAAUUUUAAUAUUAAUUCAGAAAAGAAAAACAAAAGACCUCUAAGCUAAACAUUUUGUGUGAUCAGUAUAAAUAAAAUUUACAUGAAUUUUGUUUUUGUAUUUAUUUUUCAGAGAUGUCUAAUAAUGCAGUUGAUCCUGUAACAGCACUGGUAAACUACACAGCUGUGUUUACACAUGAAUUCAUUUUAAUAAAUAUAAUGGAAAUUUGAGAUUUUAAUACACUUGAAAAAAUUAAAUGAACCAUGUGCAUAGAAAUAUUUUUAAAAAUGUAUAUACAAGUCUACUUUUUUAUUUACUUAUCAUGAAAUAUAGGCUUUGUCAAAAAAAAAAACUUUUAUUUUUAUAUUAAAUGAUAGUAAUAUGUGUAUCAUUAUCUAUAUUUUAAUCAUACAGUAAAAUGUGGAAAUCGAUAGUGAUACACAUUCAACUUGUAAAUUGAUGACAUAAAAUAUAAUAUAGAUGUAUUUUCUGUAUGAUUUCUCUCAGAAUUUUUUCCUACCUUUUUUUAUUAUAAGUUUACAGUGUCUAAUUUGCCUAACAUACAUAACAAUGUGUAUUAAUUAACUACUAUAUCAUUAUUAAGACUUCCAGUCUAUAAUGGGCUGUCAGUAAUUGUCUGGUGUGUUCCAUGUAUGUAGAUUUUGAACUACACGAUGGUUCCUUGCUCUGAACUCGUGCUGUUUAGAGUCAACUGUAUUUUAAAAUGUAUAGAAUGUUUAUUGAUACUGAAUUUCUAAAGGUUUUACCUGAAGCCUUAUAAAUCAUCACCUACCGAAAUCUCACAAAGAUUGUGUGGUGCAUUCUGUGUAAAACAUAAGACUUUUAUUACAAUUUAUUAUCUCAGUUGUUAAAAUCGUUUCAGUUUAAAGCAAAUAUGAGGCAUUGUACUUAGCUGUUUUAUACAUGUAUAUUUUACAAAACACUGCAUUCUUCAAUAUGGUAGUUCAUUUUUAUAUAAUAGUCAUAAAUAUACUCAAAAAUUGGAGUAUAUUAAGUGCAAUUUUUAUUAAAAAGUGAUUAUUUUAGCACUUAGUCUCGUAAGAGCUUAUACAAUGUCUUUAUUUCAUUUCUUUUCAGUAGGAAGUAACUAAUUCUUCAUUUGAAAGAUUUUUUAUACUUUUAAAAGUGUCCUUUUUUGCUUAUUUUUAAAAUAAAAUGUUAAAAUAAAGAGAGAUUUUUAAGAGGAUGAAUAUUGAAUAUGGAAUGUUCAAUGUAUGAAUUCUUUUCUUGCCAUUUCCUGUGCAUUUUUUAUAAGAUGAUGUUUUAUUUUGUGUUGGGUGUAUUUAGUGUAUAUUUGAGUUAGGGUUAUUUGUAUGUAGCAUGUAAAUUAUUUCUGUGAAAGUUUUUAUUUCUUAUUCAUAGAAAAGUAUCUUUUUUUUACUUGUUGUCUUGCUUUUAUUAUUAAAUGAGCGGCAUUUUAAAAAAGAUGAAAUAUUGCAAAAGUACUUUUCCAUAACUGUUAUAAAUUCCUCUCUGAAACCGAGUUUUUAUUGGUCUUUGUUUCAUAAUUUUUCUAAUGUUAAAACAUGCUCACUUAUUAGAUCCAAGAAUAUCUACAUUACUUGUUGAUGUAAAAACUAUAAUUCGGUGUUCUAAAAAUACUAAUUAUCAAUCAUUAAGAAAGGAAAAAAGAUUUUUGACUGGGAGUUGUUUUUAACAAAUGCAUGCAAAGGAUCUCUGCCUAAGGGGAGGCAUACCUUCAUGAAGGAUGGGUCUUAUCCACAUAAUACAUGGAGAAAGCCAUGGAAGCAUUUUAUUCAACCAGCCUGUUUG
Molecule: messenger RNA, 6713 nt
Organism: Stegodyphus dumicola
Lineage: Eukaryota; Metazoa; Arthropoda; Arachnida; Araneae; Eresidae
Biological process (GO): double-strand break repair
Cellular component (GO): site of double-strand break; nucleus
Molecular function (GO): DNA-(apurinic or apyrimidinic site) endonuclease activity; protein binding; 3'-5' exonuclease activity
Source: RefSeq, a predicted model, not a curated record